UUCUACUCCUCAAUCAGCAUUGAAUAAAUGCAGUCAAACAAAGAAUACCAGUCAUGAUUUGUACGUUAAAAAGUCGAAAUGUCGUCAUUCAUGGUAUCAUAAAAUGUGUACAUCGAAAAAAAAACGAACCACAUCAACCAAUCGCACUUCUUCUUCUCCUUUGCCCAACACUGGUUAUUUAAUUGAAAAUUCUUUGAAAAACAAAGAAAUUCAGAAGACCAAGACGAAGGCGAAGAAUAAUAAUGAGAAGACGAAGACGAAGAUGAAGAAUAAGAAAAACAAACAAGAUUCCUCGUUAUCAACUUCAUCUACAAGUGAAUGCCACCAUUCCAAUGUGGCGGCAUAUAAAUAUUGUUCACAAAGUAAGUUAUUUCUUUUUCUUCAUUAA
Schistosoma turkestanicum is the source of this 388-nucleotide messenger RNA. NCBI's taxonomy places the organism in Eukaryota, Metazoa, Platyhelminthes, Trematoda, Strigeidida, Schistosomatidae. The record is from the annotation of a GenBank genome assembly.